GAGGAUGUGACCGAAAUUCACCAAGAAGGAGUGGGCUUUGCUGAAUUACACUCAGAAGAAUCUCUGUAGUGAUGUGAAGCAGGAAACCAUCAGAAACCUGACCUAUCUGGGCUUCGGUGGCCUUUGAGGACGUGGCUGUGAAUUUCACCAGAGAGGAGUGGGCUUUGCUGGAUCCUUCCCAGAAGAAACUCUACAAAGAUGUGAUGCAGGAAACUGCCUGCAACCUGGCCUUCGUAGGAAGAAAAUGGGAAUGCCAUGAAACUGAAGAUCAAUAUAAAAAUCCCCAGAGAAAUCUAAGACAGCAUACGUUAGAAAGCCGCUGUGAACGCGACGAAGGUGUUCCAGGUGAUGUUCAGAAGGAGAGCCCUCCUGGCGCUAAACCCCACAACAGCGGUGUUUAUGAAGAAGGCUUCGUCGGUCCUUUAUCCCUUCAGCACAGAAGUGCUCUCACUGGACGGAAACCUUGCAAAUAUCAAGAAUGUGGACAAAAACCUUACGAAUGUGAGAAAUUCAGGGGAUCCGCACCUUCUCUCGCGGGGGCCCAAAGACACGUGGGCAGGCACCCUGGCGACAGGCUGUACAGGUGUGAGGUGUGCGAGAAAGCCUUCGAGUACCCUAGUUUACUGCAAGUCCAUUACAGAACUCACACCGGCGAGAAACCCUACGUGUGUAAAAUGUGUGAGAAGUCCUUCAGACAGUCCAGCUCCUUGCACAUACACGAGAGGACUCACACCGGCAGGAAAUACUACGCGUGCAAACAGUGUGACAAAACCUUCGUGUACCCCAACUCUCUUCGAAAUCACAAAUGGACUCACACCGGGGAGAGCCCCUACGAGUGUAAGCAGUGCGGAAAAUCCUUCAUUUCUCGCAAAAGCCUUCAAAGACACACGAUCAGGCAUACCGGGGAGGGGCCUUACAGGUGUCAGGUGUGCAAGAAGGCCUUUCAGUAUCCCAGCUCCCUGCAGGUCCACGAGAGGACCCACUCUGGCGAGAAGCCCUACACAUGUAGGAAAUGCGGGAAGGCCUUCAGUCACGCCAAGUCCUUCGACGUCCACGAGAGAACUCACACCGGAGAGAAGCCGUACAAAUGUAAGGAGUGCGGGAAGGCCUACGUCUACUCCCGGUCCCUCCGGUUACACGUGGAAACGCACACAGGAGAGAAACCCUACGAGUGUGAGAAAUGCGGCAAAGCCUUCCGGCAGUCCGGCUCCCUUCGCGUUCACGAACGAAUCCACAGCGGAGAGAAGCCUUACGGAUGUCUAAAGUGUGGGAAGGCCUUCAGGGACUACAGCUCCCUGAGACUGCACGAUCGGACCCACACCGGAGAGAAGCCCUACGAGUGUAAGAAGUGCGGGAAGGCCUUCAAGCAGUCCUGCUCCCUCCGGGAACAUGAACGAACUCACACCGGAGAGAAGCCCUACGAAUGCCUGAAAUGCGGCAACGCCUUCCGACAGUACAGCUCCCUUCAGUCGCAUGAUCGAAUCCACACCGGAGAGAAACCCUAUGAGUGUAAGAGAUGCGGGAAGGCCUUCAAGCAGUCCAGUUCCCUUCGGUCCCACGAGCGGACCCACAGCGGGGAGAGACCCUACGAGUGUCUGAAAUGUGGGAAAGCCUUCAAGCAGUACGGUUCCCUUCAGUCACACGAUCGAACCCACACUGGAGAGAAACCCUUUGACUGUAAGAAAUGUGGGAAGGCCUUCGGGCGGAGCAGCUCUCUGCAGCUGCACGAGCGGACGCACUGGAGAGAGAAGCCCUACAAAUGUACGCAGUGUGGGAAAGCCUACAGUUGUGGGAGUUCGCUCCGACUGCACGAGCGAGCUCACGCCGCUGAGAAACCCUGAUCCUAGGAGACCCGUGGGGAGGCCUGCAGUCUGACCAGGGGCUUAUCAAAUCAAGGAAGGAUAUUCAUUGCAGAAACGCUGUGAACGUUGGGUCAGCAGGUGGCGUAGUGGUUAAGGUGCUGGAUUCCCAAGUGGCCAACUGCGGUUCAAGUCCUGG
Messenger RNA from Tupaia belangeri chinensis (Chinese tree shrew), 1998 nucleotides. RefSeq names its product zinc finger protein 700. Gene Ontology annotation, molecular function: RNA polymerase II transcription regulatory region sequence-specific DNA binding; DNA-binding transcription factor activity, RNA polymerase II-specific. Gene Ontology annotation, biological process: regulation of transcription by RNA polymerase II. Bases 204 to 1841 code for a protein of 545 amino acids. The record is from RefSeq and is a predicted model, not a curated record. The transcript has 4 exons. Lineage: Eukaryota; Metazoa; Chordata; Mammalia; Scandentia; Tupaiidae. Gene Ontology annotation, cellular component: nucleus.